GGUUGAUUUAAAAGCCAUAAUCACGUGUUUACUGUUGUUGAUCAAUCAAACUUUGUGUUUAUAUUAUAUUAUUCAACUUGAAUGCCUCAUCACUUCAGCAGCAAAGUCCUGAUGUAAGUCAACAUGUCUGAGAUGAGCGAUUCCCUGUCUUCAUCAUAUGUCGUGCUAGAUUCAUGCGGUACUUCCGAUCCAUCAAUAAUAUGUCUUGAUGAAUCCUUUGAUGUGAAGCCCAGACUAUCGUCACUACCCAUCAUCAUUCCUGAUACAUCUCUGUCCGAGGAAGAUGAUGUUACAAUCAUCGAAAGAAGUAUUAAGCAGGAGAAAGAUAUAAGUGCAAUAUCCGGGCAGGGUACGGUAGACUCUACCAACGUAAAGCCAGGCAAAGAGCUCAAGUUGCCUUGUACACCGUCAGAACGCGAGUGUAAGCGUAGGAGACUCAAUACCUCAUUAUGCGAUGUGCCACUCGCUAGCACUCCUCUUGCCGGGUCUUCAGGGGCACCAGAGCAACUCCAAGAAACACCUAUCCCUGUGAAGUAUGAAAGAAUACGAGUUGAUCUUAGUGCAACAAAAAAGGAGCAAAAGAGACUCAUAGGACAUGUGCAGAAGAUCGAGGAGAAUAUGCGUCUCAUGCAGGAAGAGCUAAGUAAAAAGAGGAAAAGAGAGGAAAAAAUUGAAAACGAUCCGCUUGAUUUCAGCAUAGAUGAUGAAACGGAUGUGCUCCGACCAGUCGUCAUUGAUGCCAGUAACGUAGCAAUGAACCAUGGCAACAGCAAGGUCUUCUCCUGUAAGGGUAUCUCAAUCUGCAUCCAGUUCUUCAUGCAAAGAGGUCACACCAAAGUCCACGCCCUUCUCCCUCGGGACUGGAAGGAGUACAAGAAAGUCCCCAUCAAGGAUCCUCACCUUGUAGAUGAACUCAAGUCCCGGGAUCUCCUCAGGUUUACACCUGCCGGUCUGAGGGGUGGAAAAAGGGCCACGCCCUAUGACGACAGGAUAAUGCUACAAGCAGCCUGCAGGAAUGGAGGGGUGAUUGUGAGCAACGAUAACUACAGAGAUCUUAUAAACGAGUCUGCAGAAUUCAAGUUUGUCAUUGACAACAGGUUGAUUAAAUUCACCUUUCUUGGCAAUGAAUUUCUGGUUUCGAAAGAUACCUAUGGCCGCAAUGGACCAGAACUAAAUGAAAUUCUUCGAAGACCAGAAAAAUUCUCAGAGACAGACCCAGAGAAAUCAUCUGAGAAACCCCAAGAGGCCGUCCCAGAAGAAGCUCCAAAGACAGCCCCAAAGAAAGGCCCAUUGCAGUCUCUGAAAAACAAAGUCCUCAACACCUUCAAUAAAAUGGCACCAAGACAACAUCCAAGACCAGAGGUUGAGAAAGUCCCAGAUAGAGCCCCCUUAGAGCCAGUGUCUUACAAUGUACUCAACAGAAUGAACAAUAACAGGUCUAAUACAAUGGCAACACAUCACAGACCAGAGGUCCCCCUACACCCACUGCCCAACAAUGUGUUUAACAGAGAGAACAACAACAACAACAGCUGCAAUACAAGGGCACCAAUACAACGACUCAGAAAUGUACUCCACAACUUCUCUGCAAGGGAACCAUCGCACCAGCUCAGGCCGCAGAGGGCGCCAUUCACAACAAUGGUAAACUACAAUUACAACAGAUACUACAGGCGGACGCCGAUAGAAGAGAUGCGGUAUCGAUUUUACAAUCGAUUUUAGGGAACUAUCUCUGAAGCUUUCUUUUAUCUUCUGUCCCACUCAAACCUCUGAAGUAGCUGUGAUGGAAAAGACUCUUCUUGAAUGGACUUGCCUGGAUCAGGUGAUGACAGUGAUUGGAUAGGAAUGGACUUGCCUGGAUCAGUUGAUUACCCUUGAUGAGUAAUUGGAUUGAAAUGGACUUGCCUGGAUCAGUUGAUUACCCUUAAUGAGUAAUUGGAUUGAAAUGGACUUGCCUGGAUCAGUUGAUUACCCUUGAUGAGUGAUUGGAUUGAAAUGGACUUGCCUGGAUCAGUUGAUUACCCUUGAUGAGUAAUUGGAUUGAAAUGGACUUGCCUGGAUCAGUUGAUUACCCUUGAAGAGUGAUUGGAUAGAAAUGGACUUGCCUGGAUCAGUUGAUUACCCUUGAUGAGUGAUUGGAUAGAAAUGGACUUGCCUGGAUCAGUUGAUUACCCUUAAUGAGUAAUUGGAUUGAAAUGGACUUGCCUGGAUCAGUUGAUUACCCUUGAUGAGUAAUUGGAUUGAAAUGGACUUGCCAGGAUCAGUUGAUUACCCUUAAUGAGUAAUUGGAUUGAAAUGGACUUGCCUGGAUCAGUUGAUUACCCUUAAUGAGUAAUUGGAUUGAAAUGGACUUGACUGGAUCAGUUGAUUACCCUUAAUGAGUAAUUGGAUUGAAAUGGACUUGCCUGGAUCAGUUGAUUACCCUUGAUGAGUAAUUGGAUUGAAAUGGACUUACCUGGAUCAGUUGAUUAUCCUUGAUAAAAUGUAUUCUAGAGGAAUGGAUCUACCUUUGUCAUGAGUCACUGAUGGAUACCAGAGAUGGAACUGAUUUUACAGUAAUAGACUUAUUUCCAACUUUGGUAAAAACUCGGUACAAAUGAUGAAAUUGAUCCAAAAGUAAUCUUCAGCCUGUGACCUUGGUAGUACAAUAUCAAUACCAAAGAUUUGACUAUAUCAUAUAUGUACUCGUAACAGUGCUGGAAGAUAUUAUUUAGCAGUGGACUUGCCUGUAUGAUUGUCACAAGAGAGGAUGAACGUGCCUAUGUAUUACAUAUCCUGUAUAUAAAAAUCGAAGAUGAACAUGCCUCUAUUACAUAUAUAUUUAUAUAUAUGUAUAUAUAUAUAUUUUUUUUGACAUGGAUAUGCUUUUGAAGGCAUGGACUUGCCUAUACUGUCAUCACAAACAGAACAGGUGGGUGUUCUUAAAGUUGUUUUUAAAGUUUACUUGACUUUAGGCUUACCAGAAAUUGUUCUUAGGUGUUAAGUCAGCUUCAGAGGGAUACAUCAUUUAGCACAAGAAGGGGUGACAAUCAUAUGUUAAGUCAUUACAGCUUUAUGAAACACCCACCAGGUAAUAUAGGAAUUAUAAAAGAAAACACUUGUUGCUUUUAUGCUUGAUUGUUUUUUUGUAGGUUCAUUUCUCAUGCCAAUACUUUGAAAAGAGACAAAAAUAAUGAUAUAAUAGUGGAGAUUAAACAUUUGUUCCAUUUGUGAAUGUUAAAAGAAUGAGGUGAAGAUCACAUUCUCACCCUUUCUAUUAAUUGAAAAAGAAAUAUGUUGAUUUUUCAAAACCAUUGCACAUGUAUGGGCAUGUAACAACUCACAAGAAUUGAUGUACUUAUUGGUUGAAUUAAGGUUUGGCAUUGACCCAUUUUUGUUGGUGUUCAAGCAGUAUUUAUAUCAGCACAGAAAGCCUUGCUAACGCUCUGAUAGACUCGCAUACCAAACAUACUAGUAAACAAAAAAUCAUAAAUAUUUUUGUGUGUGUAUACUUAAGAUAUUAUGUAUGGUAGAUUGACAUUUUUUGAAGAAACAACUCAAAUCUACUCAAUGUUUUUUUUUUUUUCAUUCUUGAAAUAGGUAAAAUAACUUGAAAAUUGUAACCUGGGGUACAUAUCACUGUCCACCACUUAUCUCAAAAUAGGCUGUUGUAAUUGAUUCAUUACUAUUUUUAAACUUCAAACAUUCCUAUUUUUGUUUGACCAUUAUUUGACAGACUGUAUACCUACUUACAGACUAAAUCAUGCACUAAAUCAUUUUUCAUUUUUCUCUGUUUGAUUAGCAUUCAUUGGGAUUAUGGUUUGUAUCUUAUUGUAUAAAAUUAUGCAUCAUUGAAUUGAAAACAAAGCGGUUUUAGGGAAUUUUUAAUGCUGCAGUAAAUAGUACUAUGUCUGAUUACAUUGCCAAAAAAAUAUAAAAAGUCUGAAAGGUUUAUAGAGGUGUUGCAUGGUAAUGGUAUGUACAGUAAACCAGGGGGAAAUGCUAUUUACAUUUACAUAUGUCCCUCAUGUGUGGCUGUCAUAAGUUAAUGGAGGUAUUUAAAGUUAUAAAAACUAUUUACCUAUCUGUAAUUCUAUUGAGCAGAAUAAAUGCCAUAUCAGUUUUAUUAUCAAUCUUACUCAUCACAUUUAAAUAUACUAAAUUGCAUUUUGGUAUUCACCCUCUUUUGGCUGAUAAUCAACAAAUUGAUUUUUUCCUUCAUUUCGAUGUUUAAUGACUUACAUGUAUUUCUAUAUACCUUCGUUUCCUAAUAUAGAUCCUGAAAGUUUGUAUUUCAGGUUUCAACUUUUUUUUUAUGUUACUCUAUAUUACAUUAUGUGAUAAACCUGUCAUUGAUAUUAUGUCAUAGUAUACAUGUAUCUUCCAUAAUCUGUAUAUUAUUAAAAGCCUUUAUAUCAACUGGUGCAAAUAGUAUCAUGUAACCAAGCAUAUUCUAGUCUAGCUAUGUCAUCCUAAGUUAUGUUAUUGAUCUACUUGUUUUUCUGUGUCAGAUCUUUUGUUAUUCAGUAAAUUUACCACAAUCAAGUUUUUUACCUCGACCAUUUUGAAUUGAAUGAAUCAAAUAUCAUGGAUUAUUAUGGGACAUCGCAUCAGAAAAUCCAAAUGGUGUUUUGACUCCAAUGAUUCAAUUAAGAAAUAGCUAUACCAUGAACUAUAUUGAUAACCAGUCUGUUUCUUUGAUAGACUUCAUGCUCAUUUGCGCCAUCUUGAGGCAUAUUGUAUCAAUAGUAAUUCAAUACAAAACCAAUAAGGGUUUUUUUUUUUUUUCAAACAAGAAUGCCUAUCAUGCUUCUAAAUUAAUCACAUUCAAACAUGUCUUAGUUGAUUUGUGGAGUAAUGGUAAGUCUGUAGCAGUAUAAUUACCAAAUUGAAUGAAUCGUAAAUCUAUUUGGUUUGAGGUGCGGCUUCAUUAUUAUUCUUUUUUCCUUUCCUUGAUCAUUUUAGUGAUAUAUCUAAGCAUGAGCCGACACAGGUACCACGUAUAACAGUGAACCUACUGAAGUAAUUAGAGGAGCACCUGUCUGCAAAGACCAUUGAGUUUUGUAACUCUUGUAUUUCUCCCAUUAAAACAUGUACUACAGAAACCUGUCUAUAAAAAUCUCUGGUUCAUGAAAACUACUGUUCGUAAAAAGCACCUGAGUGGUCCAAAAUAAUUCAAUUGCUUGCCUUCCCCCCCCAAAAAAAAAUGGGGUCUUCCCACCAAGGUGGACAAGGUAGAGGAUUACAAUUUUCUAUAUCAGCAUUAUUUUCUGUUUGAUAGAUUGCUUUAUAUAAACCUUGCUUUCGGUUUCAACACUUGUUCUUUGAAGGAGCAUAGUUGACUUAAACAUGUAGUUUGAAAUGACUAGUGUUUUCUACAAUGUAUAUUUCAAUUGACUUUGAAGAUCAGGCUAAGCAGAAAAUCUUUUGAUGGAGGUACAUGUAAACGUAUGAUACACUCGGCCUUGUGGACCCUUCCCCAAUAGCUUUAUAUGGGAUUUGUGUGUGAUAAUAGCAGGCUAUCUAUUGCUUUGCUAAGUGAAAAGUAUUGUAAAUAUGUAAAUGCGUUGUGCUUUCAAGCUUCAUAUUGUCUAUGUUCAGCUGUCACCAGACAUAGUUUAUGAUUAUCUUGAAAUAUUACCAUUCUUAUUGGAAUGAAAACUA
Lytechinus variegatus (green sea urchin) is the source of this 5637-nucleotide messenger RNA. RefSeq names its product probable ribonuclease ZC3H12C. Gene Ontology annotation, molecular function: mRNA binding; RNA endonuclease activity. Bases 124 to 1716 code for a protein of 530 amino acids. Lineage: Eukaryota; Metazoa; Echinodermata; Echinoidea; Temnopleuroida; Toxopneustidae. The transcript has 13 exons. The record is from RefSeq and is a predicted model, not a curated record. Gene Ontology annotation, cellular component: nucleus; cytoplasmic ribonucleoprotein granule.